AUGGCAAAGGCUCCAGAAGAAGGAGUGAGUUUGAUAACUUUGAAUAAAGAAAUAGAUCAAUAUUCAACUGAUCCACAAAUUAUCCAAUAAAUUGAAAAGCAUUUUCAAGAUGUAAUAAGAGAUUUUAGUACGGAUCCCGACUUAGAAUUAUUUAAGAUAAAAUAUGAAACUCUUUAUAAUUCACUCAAAGAGAGUUAUGAAAAUGAAGUGAGAUGGACUAAGAAGUAUAUUGAGGGAAAUAUUUUAGAUGUAAAGAGCAUAAUUCUGAAAUAAAUGCAUACUCUACUCGAAUUCAAACGUUAUUAAAAUUGAUUAAUGAUGAUAAUCAACAAGCAGAAGGGUUUUAAAAAGAAUUGGAAGAGAAGUGGAGAAAAAUUGAAGAUCUAAAAAUUAAAGAGAAGGAACUUAAAGAGAGAAUAGUUUAAGCAAAAAUUGAAGUAGAAAAUGUAAAUUAAUUGAAUAAUUACUUAGUUAAAAAAAUAAUGCGAUAGAGUAGUCGAGGAUAUUGAAGAGCAGAGUUAAAUACAAUUAAAUGAUAAAAAACGAUUAAUUGAUGAAAUCAAGAAGAGUAUGUUCUAUAUAAAAUAUUUUAGAUUUCUAGAGUGCUAAAUCAAAAUUUGAAUAUUUAGAAUAACAGAAUAAAAAUUUAAAACAUGAUCUAGACAAUGAAGAGAAACAAUAUUCAGAUUAACUUUAAAAGAUUAGUGAUUUGGAAGAUAAAAUUGCUAAAAUUGAUGCAGAUUCAAAAGAAUAAGAAAAGAGAAAGAAGAAAAAAGAAGUAAAAAUGGCAGAGAUCAAAUAAAACAUUGACUUAGCAAAAAAGGAAAUUGAAGAGAAGCAAUCCAGAAUUCACGAUGUUAAAAAAUAAAUAGUUGCUACAAACAAUACUAUAUUAAUUAAAAUCAAAGAAAAAGAGAGUUAACAUACAAAAUAAAAGGAAGCUGAAGAUAAUAAUGCGGCUGCCUUAAAGGAUAGAUAAAAUCAAGAGGAAUAAUUAAAAAGCUAUAAAGAACAAAUAAAAAUAUAAUUGGAAUAGUUAGAGAAAUUACAAAUAGAAAUCUAAAAAGAAAAGAAGGAAGUUAAGAAAACACAUAAAGAAUAGGAAAUUACAGCUAAAGAAAAAAAUAGAAUUAUAAAGGAAAAGGAAGAAUAACUAAUUGAAAAAGAUACAAAAGAAAUGUUAAUUGAAACUGAGAAGAUUGAAUUGCAGUAGAAGAAGGAUGUAUUGGAUAAAAUAAAUGAGAUGAAUAGUCAAAGGAUUAAAUCAAGAACAUAAUAACAGAAGACUUUAAAGAAACAAGAAGAUGUUUAACAUUAGACUGAUGAAGAGAUAGUGAAUAAAGUUAAUAAAUUAAAGAAAGUGGAAAAUUAAGUCAUGGGAUACGAAGCUAGUAAUGAAAGAAUUAAUAAAAUGAUCUUAUAAUUAUAAAGAGAAUAAGAAAAGUAUGGUAUUGAGGCUUCCUAAGCGCAUGCUAAGUUUUAUUAGACAGUAGAGGAAGUUAAAAUAAAAAAUAAUUAAAUAGCUGAAUAAUAGAAGUAAAUUGCUGAGGCCGAGGCUAGAUUGAAACAUUAAUAAUAGUUGUAUGAAACCGUUAGGAGUGAUAGAAAUCUAUAUUCCAAAAAUUUAUUAGAGAGUCAUAAUGAAAUUUAAGAACUAACAAAGAAAUAUACUAGAAUGAAGCAUUAGGUGGAUUAAUUAAAAGAAGAAAUUAAAACAAAGGAUUAGUAAUUAGUAAAGGAGGAUCUUGAAUUUCAUAAAGUAGAAGAAGAAAAUGCUAAAAUUGAAUAAGAUAAGGCUAAGGUUGAAAAAAACAUUAAAGCUGAUGAAGAUUUAAUCAAAAAUUAAGAAAGUCAUAUUUCAAGAUUAAAAAACAUUAUAUAAGGAGCUUAGACUGAAAAAUAACGAUAGCAGAAGGAUUAUGAAAUGGUAGUGAAUGAAAGAGACAUUUUAGGAACCUAAUUGAUUAAAAGGAAUUAAGAAUUGUAGGUUCUUUAUGAGAAGAUCAAAUUAAAUUAAUCAAGCUUAAGUAAGGGGGAGAUAAAUUUCAGAGAGAGAGAAAUUGAGUUGAAAAGCUUAAAAGAUGAAUUAACUAAUUUAAGAAAUGAAUUAAAAGUAAAAACACUUUAUUUAAUAUAAGUCUACCUAAGAUCAAACUGCUUGCAUUGAUGAGCUGAGAAAGGAGAUUAAUAAUAUCGAAAAAGAAUUAUUAAACGAAAAGAACAAGGUAAAAGCCUUAUCAGAUGAAUUGGAAAAUCCAAUGAAUGUACACAGAUGGAGAAAACUUGAAGCAACUGACUAAGAAAAUUUUGAGAGAAUUCUAAAGAUUUAAACAUUAUAAAGAAGAUUGAUAGCAAAAACGGAAGAGGUAAAUGAAAAGGAAAAUUUAAUCAAAGAAAAGGAAAAAUUGUUUAUGGAACUCAAAAAUAUAUUAUCAAGAUAACCAGGUGUGGAAAUUCAUCAAUAACUUGCUCAAUAUAAGGAAUCUUUGAAAGAAAAUGCAGCUAAAAUGAAGACGACUUUAAGUUAAUUAAAGCAGAGUUAAGAUUAUGUAAUAGUGUAACUUAUCAAAAGGUUGACAUGCUGAAAUUCGAAAUUGAUAGAAUGAAGGGAGACUUACAAGAGAUGAAAAAAACAUACUUUUAAAUGAGAAAAGCAAAGGAUAUUGUAUUGUAUUCAUUUAAUUUAGGACUUACUUUAAAAUGACUAAAUCGCAGAGUAAGAAGCACCUCAAUAUAAUGGUGGUUCCAAUUAAAACGACCUGCAAUAGUAUGCAUUAUUUGGAGUUAAUGCCAAUAGAAUUGGAAAUUGA
Molecule: messenger RNA, 2810 nt
Organism: Paramecium octaurelia
Lineage: Eukaryota; Ciliophora; Oligohymenophorea; Peniculida; Parameciidae
Source: the annotation of a GenBank genome assembly